AUGGCAAAAGGGCACAAUGCUGCUGCUGAGGGCCCCAAACGGGGGGGCCCCAACAGCAGCCACAGGGGCCCCUGGAGGCCCCUAGGGGCCCCUAAGGGCAGCCGCGGGCCCCACAAAAAGGGCCAGCAGCAGCAGCAGCAGCAGCAGCAGCAGUUGCUGCAGCAGCAAAGGAAGAGGAAGGCGCAGCAAGAGAGCAGCAGUGGCGGCGACAGCAGCGCCGAAGAGGAGUUCCCAAGAGGUUCAGCAGCAGCAGCAGCAGCAGCAGCAUCAACAGCAGACAGCGGCAGCAGCAGCAGCAGCAGCAGCAGCAGCAGCGGGGUUUCUUCAGCUGACAGCAGCGAGGAGCUGCGCUGCAGCAGCGACAGCGAAAUAGAAAGUGAAGAUGCGGGGGUUUAUGAAGAAGACCUAGAGGGGCCCCCGGGGCCCCUGGGGGCCCCCCGGGGGGGCCCCCCUGGGGGCCCCCUGGGGGGCCCCCUGGGGGGCCCCCUGGGGGCCCCCCAAGAUGGGUUUCAAGAGGCCUUGGGGAAGCAGCUGCAGCAAAAGCAUCCGGAGUUUUUGGACUUUGUUUUAGCUGCUUCUGAAAAGGGCCACGGGGAGAGCAGCAGCAGCAGCAGCAGCAGCGGGGAGGAGUCUGCUGCAGCAGCAGAGAGCAGCGACGAAGCUGAAGACGCCCCGCAGCAGCAGCAGCAGCGGCAGCAGCAGCAGCAGCAGCAGCAGCAGCAGCAGCAGAAAAGGAUGCUGACGCAAGAACGGUUUCUGGGCAUCUGCAAGGCAGUGGGCAUAGACCCUCUCAGCAAGCCGGCAGCAGCAGCAACGCAGCAGCAGCAGCAGCAGCAGCAGCAGCAGCAGCAGCAGCAGCAGCUGGGGACCCUUCGGGGGGCCAAGCUGCUGCUGGAGGCGCUGCACUCCGCUGUGCUGCAGCUGGCGCCGAAGCAGCAGAACAAAGCAGCAGCAGCAGCAGCAGCAGUAGCAGCAGCAGCAAAUGCAGGAGAGCGCAGCAAAUUCAAAGCUGCGAAGCAGCUGCAGCUGGACGAGGACGGCGCAGCGCAGCAGCAGCAGCGCAGCAAAGCGGCCCUCAAGCAGCUGCAGCAGCAGCAGCAGCAGCAGCAGCAGAAGCAGCGCAAAGGCUUAUUUGUUCUGCCAGAUGCAGAAACUUGUUCAUUUGUGAUUCUUGCUGUUGUGCGAGCAGCAGAUCAUUUGUUUACGGGCCUUGCUUGCCGCAGCAGCAGCAGCAGCAGCAGCAGCAGCGCAGCAGCAGCAGCAGCAGCAGCAGCUGCUGCUGCGCCUGAGGUGACCGGAAGCCUGCGCUGGCUGGUCAAAGGUUUCUGGGGGGACAUAACCCAUUUGCUGCUGACGAUGCGGCAGGCAGCAGCAGCAGCAGCAGCAGCAGCAGCAGGCAGCAGGGAACUGGUGCUGCAGCUGCUGCUGGCCAUCAGCAGCAAACAGCUGCUGCGGUGGGGCCUCGCGCAGGAAGCAGCAGCAAGGCGGCUGCUGCAGGUGGUUUGCCGCUGCUGGGCCUUUUCGCAGGAGCCGCAGCAGCAGCUAGCAGCAUUUGCUGUGCUGCGGAGCACGCUGCUGCUGCAGCAGCAGCAGCAGCAGCAGCAGCAGGCAGCAGGUGCAGCGAAGGGCGCUGCGAAGGGCCGGAAGGGCGGCGGGGGCGCAGCAGCAGCAGCAGCAGCAGCAGCAGCUGUUGCUGCGGAGCUGAAGGAGCAGCAGCUGCUGCAGCAGCUGCUGCGGUCCUACCAAAGAGCUGCAGCAAGACUGGGGCUGCGGCGAACUUGGAGAGCAGCAAAUCGCAUGCAGCUGCUGCUGAAUGAAAUGAAAGAGCUGCUGUCAUUAGCAGCAGCUUCUACAGCUUACAGAGUUGCCUACCAGUCCAUUCGAGAGUUGGCUCUGACGGUCCGCAGCGCCGUGGCAGCGGGAGGCGCAGCAGCCCCUGCUGCAGCAAACAGCAGCAGCAGCAGCAGCAGCAGCAGCAAGAAGGCGGGAAGCAGCAGCAAAGCAGCACACCGCAAAAGACACCGGCAGCAGCAAGUGCAUGCGCUGCUGUUCAGCUGGUCUUUUGUGCAGAGCUGCGGGUUGUGGGGAAGUUCCAUUUUGCUGCAGCAGGGGCGUUUGCUGCCGCUGCUGCUGCCUCUCGUGUCAGUUGCUGCUGCUGCAGUCAAGCUGCAGCAGCAGCAGCUCGCCAGCGCCCCCUUUUGCCUCAACCUCCUGGACAUUCUUGCAAAGGCAGGAGCAGCAGCAGAUGCUCUUGUGCCUGUUGCUUCUUCUCUUGCUGCUGUGCUGCAGCUGCUGCUGCAGCAGCACGCAGCAGUCUGCAGGCGCGGCAGCAGCGCCGCUGCAGCAGCAGCAGCAGCAGCAGCGCCGCAGCGCAACAAAAGGAAGGGAGCAGCAGCAAAAACUGGCGCUGCUGCACCUCAGCAGCUCAGGCUGCAGCUUGCUGCUACGGCGCAUGCAGAGACUUGCCUCAAGAUUGACCAUGCGCAGCAGAACUCAAUCCAUUGCUGCUGCUGCUGCUGCUGCAGGCGCUGGAGUCCCUGGUGGACUUCGGCACUUACGUGCUGGCGGGCCAUUUGGCGCAGCUUGCUGCGCAUCCCGCGCUGCCGGAGUUGCUGCUGCCAAUUUUCCAAGAAGCUGCAGCAGCUGUCUUCAGCAGCAGCAACAAGCGCAGAAACAGUAAAGCGGCUGCGGCUGUCUCUCACUGAUUUGCCUGUCGGUCGAGUUGCUGUUCUUCCAAUAGAGAAGGAGCGGCAGCAGCUGCCCAUUUUGGCCUUCUACGAAAGACUAGUUAAGGAGAGGCAGCAGGCGAUGGCCGAUGGCAUUAAAGAUGAAGCAGCAGCAGCAGAACACCGCAAGAAGAAGGCAAUUGAAGAAACGCUAAGUGCGAAGCAGCUGAAGAGGCGCAGACAAAAGGAGAAGAAAAGGGCAGAGCUGGAGCAGCAGCAGCAGCAGCAGCAGCAGCAACAGCAGCAGCAGCAGCAGCACACUGACCACGAGGGCCCCAGAAAGAAACGAAAGGAGACAAGCAACGCACUGGAGGCAAAGACGCAGCCAGCAGCAGUAGCUGCAGCAGAGGAUGCCCUGGAGGCGUUCGACAGCGACUUCAGCGACGAGUGA
This is a messenger RNA of Eimeria necatrix, 3117 nucleotides long. RefSeq lists its product as hypothetical. The transcript has 7 exons. Gene Ontology annotation, molecular function: transcription coactivator activity. Gene Ontology annotation, biological process: regulation of transcription by RNA polymerase II. The record is from RefSeq and is a predicted model, not a curated record. NCBI's taxonomy places the organism in Eukaryota, Apicomplexa, Conoidasida, Eucoccidiorida, Eimeriidae. The coding region runs from base 1 to 3117 and encodes 1038 amino acids. Gene Ontology annotation, cellular component: mediator complex.